AUGUACAUUAUUUUUCUCACAGCUGAACCCGGGUCGUUAGAAGGUUUUUGCGGAUUCAUUUCAGCAAAUCUAGAGCGGUUAAUAUUCCAGAAUGGAAGUGCUACUGGAGAGACUGAGCCGGAGAUACUCCGUAAAAUUUUCGUCGGAGGUCUUACGGGAAACACUACGAUUGAGGUUAUGCGCGAGUUCUACCAGCAGUUCGGCGAGUUGAUUGAUGUUGUCGUUGUGCGUGAUCCCAAUACGAAACGGUCAAGAGGAUUUGGCUUCGUUACUUUUGCUUGUAUAGCCAAUGUUGACGCUGCUAUUGCUGCGCGCCCCCACGUUAUUGAUGGCAGAACUGUGACUGCUAAGCGAGCCAUGCCUAGGGACAGCAAGGACCGUGACAUAGCGAAUGUGUCCACCAAGCGUCUGUACGUAAGUGGCAUUCGUGAGGAGCACACGGAAAAGAUGUUAACUGAAUACUUUGGGAAAUACGGAAAUGUCGUGAAGUCGGAGAUCUUUCUGGACAAAUUCACCAACAAGCCUCGUGGAUUCGCCUUCGUCACAUUUGAUGACAACGAUCCAGUGGACCAAUGUGUUCUCGUGGGCACUCACACAAUAAACGGAUUCACAUGCAAGGUUAAGAAGGGGCUUUCAAAAGAAGAAAUGAAUAAAAUAGCUCAAAAAGCUCGUGACCGCAUGUACCGCAUGAGUCGAUCUCGUGGAGGAUGGCCAGGGGGUUGGGGUGGGCUAGUCUGCGGGUGUUACGGACAACAAUAUGGUUACGGUUACGGUGGACCUCUAUUAAGAGGUUAUGAACAACAAAGUUAUGAAGGAUAUGGGCAGCGACAAGGAUGGGGAUAUCCGGAAGGAUGGGGCCAGCAAGCGGGAGGAUGGGCUGGUCCACCGUCUGGUCAGCAGCAAUGGAUGAGCGCUCAAGGUGGCGGCAGAUACUGGUCUUCUAAUUUCCGCUUUUCUCUGUGUCCGUGUUGUGGUGUUCCGAUAAAUGCUUGA
This is a messenger RNA of Haemonchus placei, 993 nucleotides long. Lineage: Eukaryota; Metazoa; Nematoda; Chromadorea; Rhabditida; Trichostrongylidae. The record is from the annotation of a GenBank genome assembly.